This is a messenger RNA of Purpureocillium takamizusanense, 567 nucleotides long. RefSeq lists its product as uncharacterized. The transcript has a single exon. Lineage: Eukaryota; Fungi; Ascomycota; Sordariomycetes; Hypocreales; Ophiocordycipitaceae. Bases 1 to 567 code for a protein of 188 amino acids. The record is from RefSeq and is a predicted model, not a curated record.
AUGGUGUCGUUGUUACUGCCUAGGCUUCAAUCCGAAUCGCACUCAUACUCGCCGCAUCUUUCCACAAUACACUAUUACCACCAGGAAGCUGGUAUUAUGACGACCGCAACAAUGGCUGCGCCAAGCAGACCAUCGCACCACAAUUACAGCUUCGCUCUCGAGCAGUACAUGCUCCUACAGGAACAGCACGAGGAGCUCAGCCACCAUCUGCAACAAAUUCGUCCGCGCCAAUACUCGACGGGCAGCAUAUCAACACGGUCCUCUAGCGUCUCGUCAGGCUCGCCACGACGGCGACACGCCCGAGGCGGGCGAACGCGGUGCAGCGUCGUUGCUGAAGCUGGCCUCGACACCAUCCUCGACGAGGAGACGCUCUAUGAAAUCUCAGCCGAGGAACAGCGCCUUUUCGACGUCAAUGAAAGCAUCAAGCGCGCACUAACAGAGCUGCUCAACUGCGACGCCGUGCGCUGCGACAAGUCAAUGCGUACGUGGGCGCAAGCCCGACUCAUGGAGACGGAGAAGGAGUUGCGGUCGGGGCGCCGGAGGAAGAGCUCUCCUUGCAUGGAGUAA